Molecule: messenger RNA, 1083 nt
Organism: Aspergillus ochraceoroseus IBT 24754
Lineage: Eukaryota; Fungi; Ascomycota; Eurotiomycetes; Eurotiales; Aspergillaceae
Gene: lysB
Product: homoisocitrate dehydrogenase lysB
Exons: 4
Coding region: 1-1083 (360 amino acids)
Biological process (GO): tricarboxylic acid cycle; isocitrate metabolic process
Cellular component (GO): mitochondrion
Molecular function (GO): NAD binding; magnesium ion binding; isocitrate dehydrogenase (NAD+) activity
Source: RefSeq, a predicted model, not a curated record
AUGGCUGCCGCUAGGACUCUUCGCAUAGGUCUCAUCCCCGGUGAUGGUAUUGGCCGCGAGGUCAUUCCCGCCGGUCGACGAAUUCUGGAAUCUCUCCCUAGCUCCCUCAACCUGAAGUUCAGCUUCGUUGACCUAGAUGCGGGUUUCGACUGCUUCAAGCGCACUGGCACCGCCCUGCCCGACAAGACCGUCGAUACCUUGAAGAAGGAAUGUGACGGCGCUCUGUUUGGAGCUGUUAGCUCCCCCAGCACCAAGGUCGCCGGCUACUCCUCGCCCAUCGUUGCACUCCGCAAGAAGCUCGAUCUCUAUGCCAACGUGCGGCCUGUCAAGACCACCGCCGGUACCAGUGGCGGCAAGCCCAUCGACCUCGUCAUCGUCCGCGAGAACACUGAGGAUCUCUAUGUCAAGGAGGAGAGCACCGAGGAAACCCCCAACGGCAAGGUUGCCCGGGCUAUCAAGCAGAUCUCCGAGCGCGCUUCAAUGCGCAUCUCCACCAUCGCUGGUGAGAUCGCCCUGCGCCGCCAGAACAUUCGCGACGCUUCUGCCGCCGCUGGUCUCCGUACCAAGCCCAUGGUGACCAUCACCCACAAAUCCAACGUUUUGUCGCAGACUGACGGUCUCUUCCGGGAGACUGCGCGGGCCGCUCUCGCUGCGGAGCGCUUCACCUCUAUUGAGGUUGAGGAGCAGAUUGUGGACUCGAUGGUUUACAAGCUCUUCCGCCAGCCCGAGUACUACGACGUCAUUGUUGCUCCUAACCUUUACGGAGACAUUCUGUCUGACGGCGCCGCUGCUCUGGUCGGUAGCUUGGGUCUUGUGCCUAGCGCCAACGUUGGCGAUGGCUUCGCUAUCGGAGAGCCUUGCCACGGAAGUGCUCCUGACAUUGAGGGCCGGGGUAUUGCCAACCCCAUUGCCACUCUGCGCAGUGUUGCUCUCAUGCUGGAGUUCUUGGGUGAGGAGAAGGCCGCGGCCAAUAUCUACUCUGCUGUGGAUGGUAACCUGGAUGAGGGCAAGUACCUUUCCCCUGACAUGGGCGGAAAGGCCACAACCCAGGAGGUUUUGGAUGAUGUGUUGAAGAGACUGUAA